Molecule: messenger RNA, 510 nt
Organism: Micromonas commoda
Lineage: Eukaryota; Viridiplantae; Chlorophyta; Mamiellophyceae; Mamiellales; Mamiellaceae
Exons: 1
Coding region: 1-510 (169 amino acids)
Cellular component (GO): chloroplast thylakoid membrane
Source: RefSeq, a predicted model, not a curated record
AUGUCAGCUGCGAUGACCGCCAUCGCGUCGCGCGUCGUGCACGCGCGCGCCUCCUUCAAGCCGCCGAUCGCCCGUCCGGGUCGCGCGGCACGCGCGCGCGGGGGAGCGGCGCCCGGCGGGGGAACGGGCGGCCGCGGAGAGCUCCGCAUCGCGAGGCGCGCGGAGCAGAGCGGGGGCGAGCGGCGCGUGUCGUCCGAGGACGCCGUCGCGGAAUCGGCGGCGCCCGAGGGGGAGCAACCGCCGGUUCCCGACACCGCCGCGCCCAAGGAUCUCGGCGCGCAGAUCCAGGAGCUGAAGAACAAGGGAUCGGGCGGCGCGGGCGGGAUGCCGAAGGAGGCGGAGAACCCGUUCAUCGGAGCCUUCGAGGAGAUCGGCCAGACGGAGUGGCCUUCGCCGAUCAGCGCGCUGCAGACCACCGGGAUCGUCAUCGCGAUCGUGAUGGGGAGCACGUUCGUGCUGCUCACCGUCAACUCCGCGCUCUCCGCAAUCUCCCAGGCCGUCUUCAAGUGA